Molecule: messenger RNA, 588 nt
Organism: Linnemannia hyalina
Lineage: Eukaryota; Fungi; Mortierellomycota; Mortierellomycetes; Mortierellales; Mortierellaceae
Source: the annotation of a GenBank genome assembly
AUGGUCUUCAAGCGCACUCUCGCAUUCGUCGCCGCAGCCGUCGCCAUCGCCGUCUCUGUUCAGGCCGGCCCUGUCGUCACCAACAAAGUCUACUUUGAUAUGAAGGAAGGCGACACAGAUAUUGGACGCAUCGUCAUCGGUCUUUUCGGACAGGAUGUCCCCGUUACCACCAAGAACUUCCUUGAGCUCGCCACGGGUGUCCAUGGCUAUGGUUACCAGGGCUCUGCCUUCCAUCGUGUCAUCAAGGAGUUCAUGAUUCAAGGAGGCGACUUUACUCGUGGCGAUGGAACUGGAGGCAGAUCUAUUUACGGCGAGAAGUUCAAGGAUGAGAACUUCAACCUCCACCACACCGGCCCCGGAAUCGUCUCCAUGGCCAACGCCGGCGAGGACACCAACGGAUCCCAGUUCUUCAUCACAACCAUCAAGACUGACUGGUUGGAUGAUCGCCACGUCGUGUUUGGCGAGGUCGUCGAGGGCAUGGAUGUUGUCACCAGGAUCGAGAACGUCGACACCGGCAGGAACGACCGCCCCAAGAAGGCCAUCACCAUCGCCAAGUCCGGAGAGCUUGAGGUUCGCUCCGAUCUUUAA